AUGGAUAUCGCCCUCGAAGUUUGGGACACUUUUAUCGGUGAUCGCCUUUACUCCUCGCUCCUUCCUCUGUCGCUCUCAUCCUCUGCCUCAAUCCCUGGAUUCGCUACGGCUGCCAAUAGUACCUUGUCCUUAUUCGGCGCAUCGAGGCCCUACGUCUACGAACCGGCCACGCAUUUGUUCUACUUGGAGCCUAGCAAAUAUGCUUACCUGAGCGCUUGGCCGAGAAACAACAUUUACCGUCAGUUUCUUAGUUUUUUCUUGAUUGUUUGGAUCUUUGGUCUGAUUGUCUACUUCAUCUGUGCAACACUGUCGUACAUCUUCAUUUGGGACAAGACUACAGUUCACCACCCUAAAUUUCUAAAGAACCAGAUUCCCAUGGAAAUCACUCAAACCAUGCAAUCGAUGCCUGUCAUGUCCCUGUUGACUGCCCCCUUUCUCGUGGCGGAAGUCCGUGGCUACGCCAAACUCUACGAUACCUUCCAGGAAGAGCCCUUUCCCUACUAUAGCAUCCUGCAAUUCCCGCUCUUCAUCGCCUUUACAGAUCUCUGCAUCUACUGGAUCCACCGUGGCUUGCACCAUCCGUUGAUCUACAAGACACUGCAUAAGCCUCACCACAAGUGGAUCAUGCCUAGCCCGUUCGCCUCCCACGCUUUUCACCCUCUCGAUGGAUGGUCUCAGAGCGUUCCUUACCACGUCUUCCCUUUCAUCUUUCCCCUUCAAAAACUUGCAUAUGUCUUCCUCUUCGGGUUUAUUAACCUAUGGACCGUACUGAUCCAUGACGGUGAAUACGUGGCCAAUAGCCCCGUCGUCAACGGCGCCGCCUGUCACACCAUGCAUCACCUUUAUUUCAAUUAUAACUACGGCCAAUUUACUACUCUAUGGGAUCGUCUGGGUGGCAGCUACCGGAAACCAAACGCCGAGCUCUUCCGUCGUGAGACUAAAAAUGAUCAGGAGGAAUGGAAAAGGCAAACAAAAGAAAUGGAGACCAUCCUGCAGACUGUUGAAGGCGAGGAUGAUCGGAGAUACUUGGCCGAAGACGAGACUAAGAAGACGCUGUGA
Aspergillus saccharolyticus JOP 1030-1 is the source of this 1059-nucleotide messenger RNA. Its product is annotated as sterol desaturase family protein. The transcript is spliced from 2 exons. The record is from RefSeq and is a predicted model, not a curated record. NCBI's taxonomy places the organism in Eukaryota, Fungi, Ascomycota, Eurotiomycetes, Eurotiales, Aspergillaceae. Gene Ontology annotation, molecular function: oxidoreductase activity; iron ion binding. The coding region runs from base 1 to 1059 and encodes 352 amino acids. Gene Ontology annotation, biological process: lipid biosynthetic process.